AUGUUUGAAAGUAUAUGUAAUGAUAAACUAUUGGAUAAACAAAUUGUAUGGUUUACUACCAGACCAUCAUUGAGCUCAUGUAUGCUGAAUACAUGGUUCGUAUGGAUACCCAGUCUGUUCGUGUGGUUAUACAUACCGUACAUGUUAUACAAAUAUAAUAGUAGUAUACGUAUGGAUAGCAAUAAAAAUGUAAUCAAAUGGAACUUAUAUAACACCAGUAGAUUGUUUGUGGCCAUUGCCAGCACUGGUAUCCUAAUAUCAAUGUUAGCAUUGAGUUUGUGCCGCAAAUAUCAAUGGUCGGACAGUCCCAGUACGGCAUACAUUAUAGCCGUUGCCAUUCAAACCAUUACAAGACUAGAGCUUUGUUUUGUGUUUUUCAUUCACCAAUUAUCAGGUAUUACGACCAGUGGUUGGAUUUGGUUAUACCUAUUAUUGGAUACUAUUUUAAGUGGUCUAUCACUGGCUACAUAUGCCACUCAUAAUAUGCUAGAAAAUUAUGAAUUCAUACUCUAUUGUAUAAAUUUUGUACUAACUGUCUGUCUAUUAAUCUACUGUACAUUUGCCGAUCAAUUGCCACUAGAAAAUUGCAACAACUUUUAUACCGAUACUGACUCCGACUUAUGGACUAAACAUACUGUUUGUCCCAAAUCGGGCGCAUCCUAUGCAUCGCGUAUAACCUAUCAGUGGGUAAAUCGGCUACUAUUGAAAGGUUGGCUAAACAAGUCACUAGUAUUUGACGAUCUAUGGGCACUGCGCCGGGAGGACAGUACUCUCUAUAAUUAUAAUCGUUUUUUGAAACAAUGUUUAAUGAUUAAGUUUAUUGAAGAUCCCGGUGCUCCCCAAUGGCACGGCUAUGUCUAUACUAUACUAUUGUUGGCCAUCAAUGUUAUCGCUGCCAUUGUUCAGGCAAUGUUUAGCGAGUAUAUCGGUUCAACAUGUUUACGUAUUAAAUCGUGUCUAACAUCAGCCGUCUAUCGCAAGUCACUAGUGCUGAGUAAUAGUGCCAAACGGCGCACACCUACCGGUGAAAUAGUCAACAUUAUGGCCAUUGAUUGCCAACGAAUUAGCGAUGAAACCGUAAAUCUGAUUACAAUACUAUCAAAUCCUAUUCAACUCAUAAUAGCCGUCUAUCUGUUAUACCUACAAUUAGGUGUGGCCACAUUUGUCGGCCUAUCCUAUAUGUUGGUAUCGCUUAUCAUCAAUGUUUUAGUCGGUUUAUAUACUGUACUAUUGACUAACCAAUUGAUGUCAAUCAAAGACAAACGUCAAAACUUGAUGAACGAAAUACUUAACGGAAUUAAAAUUUUAAAAUUGUAUGCCUGGGAGGAGGCGUUUAUGGGUUUAGUUGAAAAAAUUAGGACCAAAGAGUUGGACAAAUUUGUUAGAUUUGGCCAAUCGAUUACCGUUUAUAUUGUAUUAAGUUUUACCAGUCCAUUAAUUUUCCAAUUGAUAACCUAUUGUACGUAUGUGGCCAUCAAUCAGGGUGACCAACUGCACCAAAUAAAUGCAUCAAAAAUAUUUGUAUCGCUGGCAUUGUUUAAUUUGGUCAGGCAGAUAAUGUUUACAUUGCCAAUAACGUUUAAUGCAAUUACAUUGAUAUACGUAUCAUUCAAACGUAUUGAACAGUUUCUCAAUAGUGAUGAACACUUGAAUUAUAUUGAAAACAAUAUAUCAAAUAAUAAUUGUUUGAUUAAUGUUGAAAAUGCAUCGUUUAAUUGGGAAUCAGAUAUAAAUAUAAUUGAUGGACAGUUUGUGGCAAUAGUAGGCAGUGUCGGGUCCGGUAAGAGUUCAUUGAUGUCGGCCCUGUUUGGCGAUAUGAAUCUGAUAAGUGACGGUAAGGGUAGAGUCAACAUUAGGUCUGGUAUUAGUAUAGCUUAUGUACCACAACAGGCCUGGAUAUUGAACUGUACGAUCAAAGAGAAUAUAUUGUUUGGUAAACCCAUGAACAGGGAACUGUAUGAUCAGGUGCUCGACAUGUGUGCACUCAUAGAGGACUUACUACAGCUGCCAGACGGCGAUCAGACAGUGAUCGGCGAAAAGGGUGUUAAUCUGAGUGGCGGUCAAAAACAAAGAGUCAGUUUAGCCCGAGCUGUCUAUUCCGGUGCCGAUCUAUACUUACUCGACGAUCCACUUUCUGCUGUGGACAGUCAUGUGGCCAAAACAAUUGUCAGAAAAGUACUCGACUCGAGAACCGGUAUUCUCAACAAUAAAACCCGUUUAUUAGUAACAAAUCAAUUGUUUGUAUUACCCGAUGUCGACCUAAUUGUUGUCAUAAAAGACGGCAUAAUUACAAGUCUUUACAUGAAAUAUGCCAAACAUUUAGGUCCGUACUGUUCACUGGGUUUCCUAUUGUCAAUAAUCACAUACAAUGGCCUACUGUUUGGUUCAUCGUUUUGGUUAUCAAUAUUUAGCAACAAUAUUGACAUCAAUACCAGUAGUAGCCAACAAUCAUCGGCUAAUACUACUACUACUACUACUAACGACUACUACUAUUAUUUGGCCAUUUUUAGUAUCUUUGUCGGCGCUACUAUUGUUACAACAUUGACCAGCCGUUUGUUUAUUGUCUACGGUAUACGUCGGGCCUCCACUCGUCUACACCGGCAACUGUUGUCGAGUGUAAUGCAUUCACCGAUGAAUUACUUCGAUAGGACACCAAUCGGCCGACUGAUGAACCGAUUUGGUAACGACACCGAUGUUAUGGAUCGAUCGCUACUGUUUACUAUCAAUUUAGAGUCGACUACACGAUCGCCAAUAUAUUCACAUUUUGGUCAAACAUUGGCCGGUUUGUCCAGCAUUAGGGCCUACAAGUGUAUCGAUCGGUUUGUACGGGAAUCCGAUAGACGAGUAGACAUCAAUCAGAUGUGUCUCUAUCCUAAUGUUGUAGCAAACAGUUGUCUACAGAUUUGGUUGACAUCACUCAGCAAUUGUCUGUUAUUUUUUGCCGCACUGUUUGCCGUACUGGGGAAAGGCAGUCUAACCGGCAGCGAUAUAGGACUAUCCCUAUCCUAUGCACUGUCGUUGACACUAAUUUUAGACCAGUUUAUCAAAUCGUUUUCACAGUUGGAAAACAAUAUGGUUUCAGUCGAACGUAUUGACGAAUACUGUCGAUUGGAAAGUGAAUCCGAUUGGCAUCGAUGUGAUGAUGACUACCCGUUAGCCGAUAACUGGCCCGACAGGGGAUCCGUUAGGUUUGAGGGUUAUGCCACCAGAUAUUGGAUUGGAUUGGAUUUGAUACUCAAUGAUAUUGAUGUCAAUAUUAAACCGGGAGAAAAGAUAGGUAUUGUUGGCCGAACCGGUGCUGGAAAGUCAUCGCUAACUUUGGCUCUGUUUAGGCUCAUUGAACCAGCAAUGGGUCGGAUAGUCAUUGAUGGCAUAGAUAUCGGACGGUUAGGUCUACACGAGUUGCGCUCUCGGCUAACAAUUAUACCUCAAGAACCCAUACUAUUUUCGGGUACAAUUCGCUUCAAUUUGGAUCCGUUUGGCCAGUUUUCCGACGAUCACUUGUGGACAGUGUUAGAUCAGUCGCAUCUCAAAGAAUUUGUUGCCGCCAAUGAUCGGGGACUCGACUGGUCGGUCGCCGAAUCGGGUGAUAACAUGAGUGUUGGUCAACGACAGCUCAUAUGUCUGGCACGGGCUCUGUUACGUAACACUCAUAUCCUUAUCCUCGAUGAGGCCACGGCUACUGUCGACAUCGAAACCGAUGCACUCAUACAGCAAACCAUACGUCAAGAGUUUAGUUCGUCGACUGUCCUAACGAUUGCCCACCGAAUCAAUACAAUUAUGGACUCCGAUCGGGUGUUAGUCCUCGACAGCGGACGGGUAGCCGAGUUUGCCGAACCCGACAGUUUGCUGGCAAACAAAUUGUCAAUUUUUUAUACACUGGCCAGUGAUGCCGGUAUUGUUUGA
Oppia nitens is the source of this 3906-nucleotide messenger RNA. Its product is annotated as ATP-binding cassette sub-family C member 3-like. Bases 1 to 3906 code for a protein of 1301 amino acids. The transcript has 12 exons. Lineage: Eukaryota; Metazoa; Arthropoda; Arachnida; Sarcoptiformes; Oppiidae. Gene Ontology annotation, cellular component: membrane. Gene Ontology annotation, molecular function: ABC-type transporter activity; ATP binding; ATP hydrolysis activity. The record is from RefSeq and is a predicted model, not a curated record. Gene Ontology annotation, biological process: transmembrane transport.